CUCCCUCGUCGCCGAGUCAUUCAACUGGAUGCGAUUCGCUCUCCUCCGAUUUGCCGUCCGUCCCCCUUCCCUCCUCAGGUCGGCGGCUGACGGGCUGAGAGAGAUGACGGGACUAGGAGGAGGCAGCGGCGCCGCGGCGGCGCCUGGGGACUACGUCUACUUCAAGUCCGUCGUCCCGCUCCACAAGAUCUCUAUCGGAUCGAAAUUGUGGAGGUACUAUGAUUUUGGCCCCAAGGCUGUGCAACCCCUUAUCUGCAUCCCAGGAAUUGCGGGGACGGCUGAUGUGUACUACAAGCAGAUAAUGUCCCUCUCUAUGAAGGGUUAUCGAGUGAUAUCUAUUGAUGUUCCCCAAGUAUGGAAUCACCAUGAAUGGAUUCAUUCAUUUGAAAAGUUUUUGGACUCCAUGAAUAUCCAUCAUGUUCAUAUUUAUGGUACAUCUCUUGGUGGAUUUCUCGCACAAAUAUUCGCUCAACAACGUCCAAGGAGAGUAAAGUCCUUGGUGCUAUCAAAUACAUUUCUUGAGACACACAAGUUUGCUGCUGCCAUGCCAUGGUCUCCAGUUCUCAAUUGGACCCCUUCGUUUUUGCUGAAGAGGUACCUCUUGACAGGAAUCCAAGAUGGUCCACAUGAACCGUUCAUUGCUGAUUCUGUCGAUUUUGUUGUGGGUCAGGUAGAGACAUUAUCAAGAGAAGACCUUUCCUCAAGGUUGAUGUUAAAUGUUAAUGUUGCAUCAGUUGGACCAUUGUCGCUACAUGAUUGCUUCAUCACUAUAAUGGAUACAAACGACUACUCUGCUGUUCCUCAGCAGUUGAAGGACCAAGUGAAUGAAAGGUACCCUAGUGCAAGACGUGCAGUACUGAGGAGUGGUGGUGAUUUUCCCUUCUUGUCACGUCCAGAUGAAGUUACUUUGUACCUUCAGCUACACAUGAGGCGAGUUGGAGUGGAACCAAGACCAGAUCUGGUCCAGGGUUUCACACGUGGUGGUAGCUCCGGCAGCUCAAACGAUCACAAGGAUGGAAACAGUUUUGAUGACCGUCCCAGAGAUGAUGGGGAUCGUAGUUCAGGCGGCGAUGACCGUGAGGUGGAGCCUUCUGUAUCAGGAUCACAUGAUUCCGAUGAACCGAUACCAACAAGCAUACUGCUUGCCAAUACCGUGCUAGGUACGGAUAACUCAGCCCGCCAUGUUUCACUAUUAUGCUCAUGAUACGUCAUUGCUAUACAUCCCCUUUGUAUAGUUCUGUGCUCGUCUUGUAGAAUAUCAGCAGUCGUGACUCGCGUAGCUGCAUUGGAACUGGUUCUGUCUUUGUCACAGCUGCUAGGAAAUCGUACAUCAAUUGAUGGAAGUCAUUUAUGUAUGUUUGUAUAAUAGGUUCUUUUCUCUUCUUUGUGUAUCCGGAUAUUUUGUUUGUUUGUUCAUAGCCUGUAUAUUGAUGCAUUCGAGGUGCCUGAGA
This is a messenger RNA of Lolium rigidum, 1451 nucleotides long. Its product is annotated as maspardin. Bases 29 to 1204 code for a protein of 391 amino acids. The record is from RefSeq and is a predicted model, not a curated record. The transcript is spliced from 8 exons. Lineage: Eukaryota; Viridiplantae; Streptophyta; Magnoliopsida; Poales; Poaceae.